Molecule: messenger RNA, 228 nt
Organism: Eimeria mitis
Lineage: Eukaryota; Apicomplexa; Conoidasida; Eucoccidiorida; Eimeriidae
Exons: 2
Coding region: 1-228 (75 amino acids)
Source: RefSeq, a predicted model, not a curated record
AUGGCAGCAGCGUUGCUGCUGCCGCAGCAGCAACAGCAGCAGCAGUUGCAGCAGCAGCAGUUGCAGCAGCAGCAGCCGAAGCUGCUGCUGCCGCUGCUGCAGGGACUCCAGAUAAUCUUAGCAGCAAGCCAAGGAGGCAGCAGCAGCAGCAGCAGCAGCAGCAGUAGCAGCAGCAGUAGCAGCAGCAGCAGCAGCAGCAGCAGCGAGAGCGAGGAUGCGAGCGAUUAG